CGCGGAAGGAGCGCAGAAGGGAGCUGUGCAAGGAGGCUGUGCAGGAGCCCCCAGACCCUGGCGGGUCAGGGGGCAGGUGGCUGCUUCUGGGACAAGGUCCUGCAGUGCUGACAUCAGCCUCAGUCCCCUGCCCCUGCUGUGCACCCCAGCACGUCUGGACACCCCAGCAACUCAGCUCGGCUCCGGGGAGAGGGAAGGAGCACGCUGGCUGCGCUGAGAAGUCCUAAUCAAGCUUCUCCAGCCCCACUGUGUCACCCACUCCUUGGCAGUGGUCAGCAGCCUCUUGUAGAAGCCCUGGAAGAAGCCUUUUGCCACAGUCCUCCUCAAUUUGCUGAAGAAGGGCCAUGUCUGCCUUUGAUCAGAGGAACCAGAGCAUGCAGCACACAGAGCCUGGGACAGUCUGCAUCACGCCUCGGGUGAAGCCAAGGGGUGAGAUGUUUGUCUUUAUUGAUGGGAAAUGGGUGAAUGACAUCUACUGCCAGCCACCCUUUUCUUCACACCAGAAACUCUUUAGCAAGAAGGCACAGAAUGAGUGGAGCAUCUGGGAGGAGAACAGAGCACUCCGGCAGGAAAACCAAACCCUAUGGAUCAAAAACAGGAUGCUCUGGGAAGAAAACAAGGCCCUGCAGUAUCUUCAGUCACAGAACAAAUCUGUCCAGGUAAUUUACACUGAUGCUAUUCAGAGAAGCCUCAAGAACAAAAAUAAACCUUUUCCACUCUUCCAAGAGAGGAGUACAGGCUUUCAGCUCAGCCUGGGCAACAAAGCUCUCCAGGCAGUCCAGGAAAAGAAUAAAAUAUUUGUAGAUUUCCAGCAGGAGAAUAAAGCACUCCCUAUUACCUGGAAAGGCCAAAAAGCCAUCACAGUCCAUGAAGGGAGCAAAGAUGCCCGCUCAGAUCUUCAGAAGAGCACUGAGACCAUUGCAGCUGUGGAAAAGAGUAACCCUGGCCCAGUCCCCCAGCAGGAAUGUGAAGGUAAAAGGAAAAGCACUACUCCAACUCAGAACAAGACUGAGUCUGCCCCAAGUACACCGGGAGAGCAUGAAGUCCUCAGGGUUCUCCAGGAGUUACGUGAGCUCCUCCACACCUUCCUGAAAAUGAGCCAUCCCCCUGGGGAGAAACAGUGCUGUCACAAUCUCUAUGACGUGAACAGAUCCUUCCAAGAAGAUUACAAUAAGCUGAAGCUGCAGCUGAAGGCUGUGAAAAACACUGUGUCAGAUAUCACAGCUCAAAUGGACAUGCUGGAAAAGGAGAUCAUUGCCAUCACUACCCCAGUGUAUGAGGAAGCAGGACAGAAGCUGGCAACUGAGCAUCAGCUUGGAGACGUGUGAAGCUUGGGACUUAGAACUGUUAGUUCAUUUCCCAGAAAACUUCUCUCCUUUUUUCAGGAAACCUGCUAAAAUCCCAAUAGAGCCUGUAGAUAUCUGGGAACAUCAUGUCCUUCUGAAACUUUCUUGCCCUACUUAGAUAUAUUUCACAUUCUGGUUAUAUGGUGUAGGUGACUGUCAUGAAUUUGCCUAGUAUCAGGAAUCACGUUUUCCAGCAUUUUUAUUUCAAAGUUUCUUAUAACAAGGCCUAGAUUUUCAGAAGGUUAUUGCUUGAGGAUCUCAAGUCUAAUUACAGAUCUCAACUCUGAUUACAGCGUGCCAGCUUGUAGUCCAGGGGUGCACUCACAAUCUCUGCUAAAAAGAAUUGAUUAAUAAAGGAGGAUCUCUCCUCCCAGACACCAUGGUGGAGGCAAAGGAGGAGAACGGAGCAGGCAGCAGGACUUCUCCUGCACAGAGCAGUGAGGUCCCUCUUGAUUUCUUGGAUAGUCAGAUGAAGUAGGAUUUUACCUGCCCCAGAGCAAGAGAGUAGGUUGCCAAAAGCAGCAUUUUGAUGACUGUUCCAUGGCUUAAGCCAGUAUUUAGAAGGGCAUCUACUCACUAUAAUGGACAGGCCAGUCUGCAGUGAUCUGCUGACACAGAAGAUGAGAGCCUUUUGAUCUGCUCAGGUUUGAAAUUCUGGUCUGCCCUCAAUUGUGUGGCCAGAGUGGCUGGAAAUGCAUUCCCUGUGUCUCGGACAGUCUGGAUGCAGUGCACUGUGUCACAAUCUUUCAGGCAGAAUAUGGGAGCCUGCAAGAAAUCUGACAGGACAGAUGCAGGAGACUUCUGCAGAGCAAUUGUAGGAGCAUUACUGUAAAGCAAAGGAGAGGUUACAGUGAGGUUUAUCUGUUGCAACAGGACCCCAAAAGCAGGCUGUCACUCGAGUUUAAAAGUCUCUAAGUGAUUUGCCACGGAAUUACCUAAAGCAUGAACUACCUUUCACCUUGUAUUUCACUCAGACAACCACGCCAAGUGCAGGUGAUGACUGUUUACUUCAGAGGCUUAAAACAACAGGUAUUUUCUUCUGCUGCUCAGGCUUUGGGAUGCUGAGGCAAAUCUCUCAGGCAUGAAGUUAAAUGGCUGGCUCUCACUGGUGUGGGUAGGGCUGCAUCUAUAAAAAUCUGGUAGAAGAAGAGGAACAAUGUUUAUUGAGAGGUGGACGUGUAGACAGCAAGUUGUUCCUGCUUAAUAACUGGGUUACAGCUCUUAAAAGAUUAAUGCCUCAGCACUGUGCUGGGAAACAUGUUCAUGUUCUGUGCCUUCAGACACACUGCUUUUCUCUAUGCCAUCUCCCUCACCAUGUUUGGUAACAUGUCCAGUGUUACCAAACAUUGAACAUAAUGUUUGGUAAGAGAGAGAAACAGGACUAUAAAUACCGAAAUGCAGAAGUUCAGAGGAGGGCAGCAGAAUAAAAAAGCUAUGACCAUGUGUUCAUAUCUUAACAACCUUAUCUGUGUUCCAUUAAAAGAAAUAAACUGCUCUUUUGCCAGUGGUCAGAAUACUGACUCCUGCCAUGUCCCUAUAUGUGGGCAAGAAAGACACUUGGGAGUGCAAAUUGCCACCAGGUCUUUGGGAGGAGUCAUCUAAAGUCAGGUGUCCAUCCAGGACAGGACAUCAGAUCUCAGCUGGUCUCUCUGGGCUUCCUUUCUGUCCUGUAGGAAGGAAUAGGCAUGUUUAGGCUGUGAUUAAUCUUGCUCCUAUUAGACUAAAAGUAGGCUGUGUCACCAGCUGGAGUCCCUUGUUUCUCUCUGUUGCCUCUAUAAUUACUUUGAGGACAAUUAACUCCAACUUAGACAUUUGGUUUGGAGCUCUCUGAGUGAGAAACUUGGCAGUUCCAGACAGAGGAGAUGCUUCAUCAAGUGGUGAAGUGGCACAAGCUUGGGAGUGUGUCCCAGUCCCUGGCUUUGCUUUCUGCGCAAUGCCUUCAUUAAGCAGCUGAUUCAGAUCUCUCUAUUGUGUGGAGAAAUUAUUACUUUGUGAAUAAAAUUGAGAUAGUUUGGGCAGAGCUUAAAUAUCAUGCACACAUGUAGGAUCCUGAGGGGAGCACACUACUUCUCCUGAAUGCUAAUGAUGUUUCUGGAAGGAAUUGGGUUUUGUGAGUCCUUUGCACUUUGAUCACUGUGGCUCUUUGAACUUCCUGGUUAUGAAAAAGUCUACACCUGGUAAAUAUUUUUGGCAUCUCUCACAGAGAAGUUGAAUUUAUCAUUCCUUCAAGUUUUCUCAAGUCUGUCAAGUGACUUGACAGAGUCCAUAAAAGACUGCCCAGCACUUAACCUUGCAGAGAAUUCUGUGCUGUGAAAGCUCUCUGUCCUGGUUUAGGGGAAAUGCGGGAGGAAACCUCCAAAGGGGUCCCUCUAGAAAGCAAAUUCAAGCAGCCCCCCAAGCCGGUUCAGGAGACAUAAACCUCCUUUGAGAAAAGUGGAAAAAACU
Melospiza melodia melodia is the source of this 3791-nucleotide messenger RNA. RefSeq names its product chibby family member 2 (gene CBY2). The transcript has 2 exons. The coding region runs from base 345 to 1328 and encodes 327 amino acids. The record is from RefSeq and is a predicted model, not a curated record. Lineage: Eukaryota; Metazoa; Chordata; Aves; Passeriformes; Passerellidae.